Messenger RNA from Geodia barretti, 2285 nucleotides. NCBI's taxonomy places the organism in Eukaryota, Metazoa, Porifera, Demospongiae, Tetractinellida, Geodiidae. The record is from the annotation of a GenBank genome assembly.
GCAGCUGAAUGAAGAGUUAUGAAAAGACACUCGUCUCACCGAGAUUCCGGUUCGAGGAACUGCAUGUGAUCCACUGGAAAAACACUACCAUAGACUGCAUGCUUUUUUCAAUGAGCAUGAUUUUAGUCACCUAACGGAUUUUCUUAGAACACGUUGUAUAUACAUUCCUUUUUUCUGGCAACAUUGCUUUGUUUUUUGCAUCGUGUCCCCAGCAGCAACAUUCCUAGAAUUUGUUCUGUGACCUCAUUACCAUAUUUGGUUGUCUUUCCUCUUGUUCGUCCUCAGUCUACUGUCUCAGUUCAUAUCAGUGUACUAUGUAGGGGUUUCAAUCACUCUAUGUUGUACAGGUUCGAUGUGUGUAUAUAUACAGUUGUCGUAACAUGCACUCUCAACUGUCCUGAUUUAGGCGGGACAGUACCGAUUUUCACAGCCUUGUCCCGCCCAUCACCUUGCUUGUCCCGAUUUCUCGGAAGUACUUGCGCGGUAGUGAAAAGAAACGUUUUGCAGCAGAGCAACGAAUCAUGGACAACUGGACUCUGGUACUCUUUAGCACUGCGUAUACUGUUGCUUCAAGCAUAGACUCGUAACUGGCGAGCGAUCGCGGGUAAAUACUAGUGGGCGGGUCCUGAACUGAACCAUACGCGCAUGCGCACUUGGUUGCUCGCGCGUAUGUCCCGAUAUUGAGCAUGAUAUCCCGAUUAUUAAUAUUCAUAGUCCCACCUACUCCUUCUGGAAGCUUGAGACCUAUGCAUGAGUCAAAUUGCAUGUGAAUGGAAUACUGCUACCAGUGAUAUUAUUAUUACAGUUCCAUUCUGUUUGUACAAGAUAUGUCAACGGUCAUGCCAAGAGGCAUGCUGAAGAGAACCCCGGUCACUGGCUGUGUAUGGACCAGAGCCUCUCUGUCUUCUGCUACAGACAUGAUGAGUUUGUGGUCAAUGAAAACGACACCAUAUCAUCAAUGAGAACUGAAAUCCAGAGAAAUCUGAGAACGUCAAACUCCUCCCCCUCGUCAUCUAAUGACACGGAGGAAGAGGAGGAGGAUUCCUCCCCACCUCGGAAACUCAUCAAACUUGAGAAUGGAGACACGUGUCCGGUGAGGACCACGGGUCUCCAGAAUCUCGGAAACACGUGUUUCAUGAACUCCAUACUCCAGUCUCUGAGCAAUAUAGAACAGUUCUACGUCUACUUCAGCAAACUGCCGUCACUUCGACCUGCCGAUGCAGGCUCCACCCACCAGUACCCCACUCGGAGGAAGACCUCUCUUGAAGAAUUGUCACUGGUGGAGGAGGUGAGGAAGGUGUCGUGUGGCCUGUGGCAGGAAGGAGACUCCUCCCUCUCCCCCGACUCACUCUUCUCCAUCAUCUGGAGACUCGUACCCCAGUUCAGAGGUUACCAACAGCAGGAUGCCCAUGAGUUCAUGCGCUAUCUGCUGGACAAGCUGCAUACAGAGCUCCUAGCCGGUUCCCUCGGUGCUGGGUCCGACAAUACCACCAUUGUCUCCCAGAUAUUUGGAGGGACACUCCAGAGUGACGUUCGAUGUUUAGCCUGCUGCACCGAUUCUCGGAAACAUGACCCCAUUCUAGAUGUAUCUCUGGACAUUCCUGACCGUUUCUUAUCUCGGAGGAAGGGAGAGAGACAUCAGGACUGUAGUAUACUAGACUGUCUGGCAAGCUACACAGGACUGGAGACACUGGAGGAGACGGAAUGGUACUACUGCCACAGGUGCAAGACAAGAGAGCCAUCUACCAAACGACUUUUCCUCCACGCACUUCCCAACGUACUGUGUAUACAUCUGAAGAGGUUCAGAUUCACGUCGUGCGUGAGGACGAAACUGAGUCUCCCCAUUGGCUUCCCUCUGAGUGGACUGGACAUGGGUCAGUUCACUGUGGCUGGGGGCAGGAGAGGAGGAGGAGGGGGAGGAGGGAGGUGAAACGAAUAGUGUGUAUGAUCUCGCUGCAGUGGUUGUCCACCAUGGAUCAGGUGUCAGCUCAGGUCACUAUACAGCCUAUGCCUUCAGUCCCAAAUCAGGUCUGUGGUAUCAUUUCGACGACAGCACGGUCACGGAAACCACACCCAAAAGGGUGGAGUCUUGUCGAGCGUACAUCCUAUUCUAUAUCCGGAGGGACACGAGUAACGGAAAAUACCACCACAACUCCAGACAACGAAAAUUGAAAUGAAAAUGAAAGGGGUCGUGCAAUUCUCUGGGAUUGUAUAUACAGUGUCUAGAGGAAAUUUACCAAUGGAAACAUAAUAUUUUUGUGUAAUUUAAUUUUCAUCAUUGCACU